This is a messenger RNA of Calliphora vicina (urban bluebottle blowfly), 3913 nucleotides long. It is a transcript of the gene ss, whose product is annotated as spineless. Lineage: Eukaryota; Metazoa; Arthropoda; Insecta; Diptera; Calliphoridae. Gene Ontology annotation, biological process: xenobiotic metabolic process; response to xenobiotic stimulus; regulation of transcription by RNA polymerase II. Gene Ontology annotation, molecular function: protein dimerization activity; transcription cis-regulatory region binding; nuclear receptor activity. The coding region runs from base 338 to 3913 and encodes 1191 amino acids. The transcript is spliced from 13 exons. Gene Ontology annotation, cellular component: nucleus; aryl hydrocarbon receptor complex. The record is from RefSeq and is a predicted model, not a curated record.
AAUAAAAAAAUAAAUAAAAAGUAAAAAUCAAAACUUCCAACAAAAGUCUUUUAAGCGAAAUAAAAACAGUGAACAACAAAAACAAAAUCUCACGCCUUAAAAAAACAAAAACAAAAAACCUAAAAUAAAAAAUUAAAAUAAAAUAAAGAAGCAGCCAGCUUUAACAAACAACACAAUCAUUUAAACAAAGACAAGAAAAGUGCUGGGGCUGCAAGUUGGGGAUUGUGCUGUUGUUACUGUUACUGCUGUGGCUGCUGCUGUAGUUUGAGCUUUUUUUGUGCUGGUUAGAGUAACAGAAUCCUUCAAAACGGCGACCAUAACGAACUCCGCCUUAGCAAUGAGCCAACUGGGCACAGUGUAUGCCACCAAACGGAGGCGACGUAAUGGCAAAAGUUUAAAACCUCCUCCCAAAGAUGGCGUCACAAAAAGUAAUCCGUCAAAACGUCAUCGAGAACGUUUAAAUGCUGAAUUAGAUUUAUUGGCUUCAUUGCUGCCAUUUGAACAGAAUAUUUUAAGUAAAUUGGAUCGACUGAGCAUUUUAAGGCUGUCUGUUAGUUAUUUAAGAACAAAAAGUUAUUUUCAAGUUGUUAUGCAUAAGGAUAAAGAAGAAAAUGGUAAUAGUGUCUUACCUCAUAUACACGCACAUGAUGGCUAUCGGACACGAGAGCUGGGAGCUUUCGAACAUGGUCUAUUAGAUGGUGAUAUGUUCCUGCAGGCUUUAAAUGGUUUUCUCAUGAUACUCACCUGUGAUGGCGAAGUAUUUUUUGCCACCCACAGUAUUGAAAGUUAUUUGGGGUUUCAUCAGUCCGACAUUGUCCACCAAUCGGUGUAUGAACUGGUGCACUCCGAAGACCGUGAGGAGCUGCAAAGACAACUACUAUGGAAUUCCUUUUUACCAGCCGACAUGUCGAGUAUGCAAUUGGCCGAGACUUUGGCUCCCGACAAGACCAUCUAUUUGGAGCGCAGCUUCACGGUAAGAUUUCGAUGUCUGCUGGAUAAUACCUCGGGUUUCUUGAGACUGGAUAUACGGGGCCGCAUUAAAAUACUGCAUGGCCAGAAUCGUAAAACCGAAGAACCUCCUUUGGCUUUGUUUGCCUAUUGCACGCCAUUCGGACCACCCAGUUUGCUGGAGAUUCCUCAUAAAGAAAAUAUGUUCAAGUCUAAGCAUAAAUUGGAUUUUUCUUUAGUGUCAAUGGAUCAAAGGGGCAAACAUAUUUUGGGUUAUUCGGAUGCGGAACUGGUGCAUAUGGGUGGCUAUGAUUUGGUGCACUAUGAUGAUUUGGCUUAUGUGGCCAGUGCUCAUCAGGAAUUGCUUAAAACUGGUGCUUCCGGCAUGAUUGCCUACAGAUACCAAAAGAAAGAUGCUGAAUGGCAGUGGCUGCAAACUAGCUCCCGUUUGGUUUAUAAAAACUCCAAGCCAGACUUUGUGAUUUGCACACAUCGUGUGUUAAUGGAUGAGGAGGGCUAUGAUUUGUUGGGUAAACGCACCAUGGAUUUCAAAGUCAGCUAUUUGGAUACCGGUUUAGCUUCCACCUAUUUCUCGGAGGCUGAUCAAUUGGUGGUGCCGCCCAGUAGUUCUCCCAACUCCUUGCCUCCUCCCGUCACACCCACAAGACCCAAUAGAAGAUACAAAACUCAGUUAAGAGACUUUUUGUCCACCUGUAGAUCCAAACGCAAAAUGCAGCAACAAACUCAGCAAACCUCUCCUCUGGGACAGGUCUCCUCACCCGCUCCUGUGGUAGAAUAUCUUCCAGAUCCUGCGGUGGCUGUGGCGGCCGCUUACUCCAAUCUCAAUCCCAUGUAUACAACUUCACCUUAUGCCACUGCAGCCGAUAAUAUUUAUAUGGGCACUUCGGUGCAUUCCACCAAUUUCUAUCCAGUAACCGAAAAUCUUUUCCAUCAAUAUCGUCUGCAGGGUGUGGGCGGUUACUAUGCUGAUUAUCAUCAUACGGCAGCUCCCGCCUCUGCUUAUGUGGCCAAUGGUUUUCUGUCCUAUGAUGGUUAUGCCAUAACCUCCAAAGAGGAAAAAUGGCAGGAUACGGGCAAAUACUAUAGCGGCUAUAGUAGUGGCUAUGGCAGUCCCACAUCCACACCACAGCAAGUUCCUUUAAAAACGCCAAAGUCUUCACCUCAUGUCAUGGAAGUGGUAUCCUGUUCAUCGGAUGGUCCCUCUCCGGUGGCAGGCUCUGUGAAUAGCCUUAAUAAUCCUGCUAAUAACUCUGCGAAUGGUGUUGUGGUGACACCCAAAGUAGAAUUAACACCCCAGGAUCCCUAUGAAAGACAAACUGUUUUAAUGUGGGGCUCUCAGUCCAGCGGUGUGCCCAUUAAUAGUCUACACAAUUCCACAAAUCGUCAAAUCUCUGCUCAUGCCGAACGUUCGCCACAAUCUACGCCUUUAACAAAUGGAGGCGGUCUUAGUUAUGCCAAUAGUGAACCAGAAAACACCAACAAAUGGAAUGGUUCCACAAAUAACACGGCGACAACAAAAGAUGCUAAAAGUGCUUCCACUCCUGAUAGCUAUCAAAUGCAUCAUGAUGAUUCGGGCCUGUACUCAGCCUCAUCGCACACCACCUCUCCCCAGCAUAGACUCAGCAGUAGUGGCAGCAGUACGGGUGGUGUGCCAGGCGGAGGAGCAAGUGGCAGUCAUAAUACGGUGGCUGAAAGUCUUUCUACUAGCUCAGCAACAGCACAUCAUAGCAAUCAUCAAGCCACUGCACCCACAACACCAGCACCUACGCCAGCUACAGCUACUACCGAAAGCAAUAGCCUAAUGGCUGGGCCACAACUGGCCAACACACAUGCAAUGCACCAAUCACAACAGCAACAACAACAACAAACUCACACAACACAUCCGCAUCCGCAUCAUCAUCACCACCACCACCACCCUGCCCAUCAUCCGCAUUCGCAUCAUCAUCAUCAUGCAGCAGCCAGCUCUAAUAGCACCUCAGCAACCACCCCCAAUGGCAGUGAGGUAUGGAGUCCUGCAUCCUAUGCAACCCAAUAUGCUUCACAAUAUUUCUCUUAUGCCCACCAUGCUCACGCUCACCACCAUCACCAUCAUGCUCACGCUCAUGCGGCAACGGCUGCCAGCAGCAGCAACAGCACCAUCACCACUACGGCACCUCCACCACACAUUAUUUCGGGUGUAGAGACCUCAACUGAGCCUCCAGAACGUUCAGCAUCUUCCGUUCUGGUACGGCCACAACCAAAUUCAAUCAUGAUCAGUCAACAGUCACAACAUCAGCAAAACCAACAACAACAACAUAACCAUCAAAUCUUACAACUCAGUGCAUACAAUCAACAUUUACAACCGCUCGAGUCAUUGGCAUCCGGAGUUCAAGUUAGUUGCCACAAUACCAUCCUAACAACAGCAGCCUCAGCCAGUUCAUCACCUUCCUGUACCUCCCCCAUCACCCAGACUCAACAAUUGCCAGCCAUUAGCAGUGUUAUAAAUGGAUUAAAUGGUGGCUCUUUGCAUCACAAUGGUUCACCGGGCUCGGCAGGUCUUACAGUUACCUCUUCGCCCUAUCAUCAGUUGGCCAUAAUAGCUUCGCCCAUAGUCAUAACCUCAGCUACUUUGGAUGGUUGUGGAGCUGAAAUGGGUGCUCAAAGUGUGGCUUUGCAGCAAUUGGGAGGAUCUCUAAAUGCUGGUAGAGUGUCUACAUCUCUGGGUCAGUUAGGAGGAGGAGUAGGAGGCGGUAGCGGCUUAGGAUCAGCUGUUGGUUCUUCCUUUAAGAGAGGCAGUAGUGUAAUGCAUCCUUCUUCAUUGGCUUAUGCCACCAAUGCCUAUGUUAUUGGGGCUCCUGGUACAGCCACAACCUGUGCCUCAGCUUUAGGUGGCUUGGAGCAAACUAUGGAUGGCAGUCCUUUGCUGUCGUUUUCCGAAGUUACUAAUACUCUAUUGAAUCAGUAG